Messenger RNA from Theileria parva strain Muguga, 1101 nucleotides. RefSeq lists its product as uncharacterized. The coding region runs from base 1 to 1074 and encodes 357 amino acids. NCBI's taxonomy places the organism in Eukaryota, Apicomplexa, Aconoidasida, Piroplasmida, Theileriidae. The record is from RefSeq and is a predicted model, not a curated record. The transcript has 3 exons.
AUGUAUCGGUUAUUGAAUAAAAGUAACAUACCUAAAUUAUGUAAUUUUACGAGAUUCUAUAAUAUACAAAAUACUCUAAUAAAUCGAAACAAAAUAAUAUUCAACCAAUGUAACGGAAUAUUUAAUCAAACCAACUCAAUACACAGAAUAAAAUGUAACAUAGAUUUUAACACUAAUUUGUUGAAAACUAACAAUGUAAACACUAAUAUCAAUAUGUUCUCAAUCAAGAAUACAAAACCUUACACAACUACCAACUCUAGAUUAAAUGAAUCAAAGAAUAAUAGUACUGUUGCCAAUAAUUUGGCGAAAGGACCAUCGGUUACUGGAAAUCAGCUAAAUAGAUUUUCUAAUUAUCAGAAUGGAAUUAAUAAUGGAAAUGUAGAUUAUAAAUUAGGUUAUAACAACUUAAACCUGAAUAAUGGAGGAAAGGGGUCCGGUCCGGAGCAAGUUCUGGAAGGAGAUUCUGUAACUAGUGGUGGUAAGAAGAAGAGGUUCCAAAAAUUCAGACAAUAUAUGAGUAAAAGUAAGCGUAUGAAUAAGUUAAAGCUAUAUCUGAGUAACAGUAAAAGCGUGAAUAAACUAAGGUUAUACCUAAACAAUAGUAAACGCCUGAAUAAACUAAAGUUAUACCUAAGCAACAGUAGACGUUUGGAGAAGCUAAGAGUUUAUAUACUUAACAAUAGGCAAAAGUUAAAAGGAUUAACAAAUAGUGUCAAAAGGCGUGAAAAACUCAGGUUGAUGAGGUCCAAGUUCAAGGAAAAAUCUCUGGCGUUCAGACUAGGAGCUAUGUUGACCCUGAAACGUUACGGGAAAAUUGGAGCCAUAAUUUACUUCGGUGUUUAUGGAGUUACCUUGGUUGGGAUGAAUGCAAUUGUUUUUAUGAACUACUUAACGAGCGAAGAUGUUAGGAGGGCUCUUAAUUACUUGAAUAUUACCUCAGUUAAGGUCCCAGAUGUGGACAGUCCAUUCGCUAAGUUCACCGUCGCGUAUAUCGCAACAAAAAUUGUCGAACCUCUUAGGCUAGUAGUGUCGAUUCUACUAACUGUCACAUUCACAAAAUUGUUUAGAAAAUAAUGUAACAUAAUGUAGUCCUUUUAUUUA